AUGACUCAUCAAAGCUGGUUGCAGUUCGAAUUUUGGAACGAAUUAUUGGGUAUUCAUAAUACUCGUUCCAAUGACAGAACCUCGGAUAUCUCGGAAUUAAACAAUAGGAUCGAUGAAAUGAAUGCAAAGUUCGCAGAUCUUGAACAAAAAUUCGACGCCCUCCAGAAAAAAUAUGACUUGAUUCUUGAAACGCGCAGUUCUGAUAACAGGAACAGUAACCACGAUAUCAAUGAUAAAAACAAUUGUUCUUCAAAAUCAGCAACAACCUGUGACUGGUGCCUCUCUUCAAAAUCAGAUAUUAACGACUGGUGCAAGGUUUGCGAUACAAAAGACUUGGUUGAUCACUUCUCUGACUGGUCAAGUGGUGAUCACGAGGUUGACGAACUUAUUAGAAGUACUCAACGUAAAGCGACAAGUAAAUUUAAUUUUUUGGAAUGGAUACCUAAGGAAAAUCUUCGUAAUGUCAAGCUAAUAGGAAAGGGCGGAUUUGGAAAAGUUUAUUCAGCAAUAUGGAUUGAUGGACCUCGAUCAAAGUGGGUGAGCGAAACAAAAGAAUGGAAAAGGUAUGGUGGAGUAAAGGUGGCUUUAAAGUGCCUUCUUGGGGAUAAGCCUAAUAAAGAGCUCUUUGAUGAGAUGAUAUUUCAUCUUGACAUUAACAAAAAUAUUCUUGGGCGCAAUAACACUCUUCGAAUCUUCGGAAUAACCGAAAACCCCUCUACUCCCGGACAGUACAUGAUGGUUAUGAUACUUGGUGACAAUGGAGACCUACGUUCCUACAUCAAAAAUAACUUUGCCGAUUUAGAUUAUCAACAAAAGCUCGAAAUUCUUUUUGAUAUGAUCACUGGAAUUCUUCAAAUUCACAAAGCUAAAUUCGUUCAUCGGGACUUGCAUCCAAGAAACAUUAUGUGUCAACAAUUUAUAAAACAAUCCGAGGGACGAAAUGACUUUAGAUUUGUUGUGGGUGAUUUAGGCUUAACUCGGAGGAUAGUAAAACCUGAAUAUCUUCAUGGAAUUGGAGUAGUUGAAUAUUGCGCGCCAGAGGUGCUUGAGAAAAAUAAAUUUAGUGAGGCUUCAGACAUUUAUAGUUUUGGAAUAAUUAUGUGGGAGUUAGUAGUUGGUAUCAAACCAUUCUUAGAUUACUCAAACAACGACUUGAUAUUAGCUAUUAUUAUGGGCCGCACACCACCGCUCACAAUGCAUAUUGACGGCGAAUCGAAAACGAAAGUGCAUUUCCCACCAUCAUAUAAAGCAUUGAUGGAACAAUGUUGGAAUCGUGAUCCAAAAAAAAGGCCACCUGCUCAAUUAAUUUACGAAACUAUAGGUGUUUGGUUACAAAAUCUAAUGUUUGCGCGGGAAAAAAGUAUUGCUCAAGAGUUCGUAGAAGCAGAUGAGAAAAGGUUAUUAAAAAUACCAAUAAAAGUUAUUGUUCCAGAAGAAAGAUCAGGUAAAAAACCAUCGGGAGAGAUCGAGGAAGGAUAUGAGUCGCACGACUCUGGUAAUGAUAUUAGCAAGUAUACCAAUAGAUCGGAUUUGUUAUCAUCAAGUGAUCAUGAAAAUAGUAUGAGAGUAUCUAGUAUUAUUACCAAACUUCCUUGA
This is a messenger RNA of Acaulospora morrowiae, 1596 nucleotides long. The record is from the annotation of a GenBank genome assembly. NCBI's taxonomy places the organism in Eukaryota, Fungi, Glomeromycota, Glomeromycetes, Diversisporales, Acaulosporaceae.